AUGCCGAGAAAAAGGCGGAUUGUGAUUAUAUUACUGAUAUGUGUUUCUGCAGACUGUAUUCUGGAGAACAAAAGAAAAACAUUAUAUAUGACUGCACAUACUGGAGGGUCAGUACUGCUGCCCUGCUACUGCACUGACCUACACACUAUUCCUCCAAGAUUCACCUGGAAGAAAUACAACACAGACACAUGGGAAGACAUAUCCAGUGAGAGUGGUCAGUACAGAGACAGAGUUCAGCUGGUUAAUGGUCACUCUCCAAGAAAUCUCUCUCUACUCCUAUCACACCUGACUGAAGAGGAUGGAGGACUGUAUAUGUGCAAAGUUAAAGGGGGUGGAUACUUAGACAUCACACUCACUCUUGAAGGCUGCACUCUUAAAAACAGCGGAAGAACACUGGACAUCACAGCAUAUACAGGAGGGUCAGUUCUGCUGCCCUGCUACUGCACUGACCUACAUAACAAACCUAAGAGAUUCACCUGGAAGAAAUACAACUCAACCAGACACAAAUGGGAAGAGAUAUCCAGUGAGAGUGAUCAGUACAGAAACAGAGUUCAGCUGGUUAAUGGUCACUCUCCAGGAAAUCUCUCUCUACUCAUAUCACACCUGACUGAAGAGGAUGAGGGAGUGCACAGGUGUGAUGUUAAUGAGAGUGGAUACACAGACAUCAGACUCAUUGUCAAAGGUAACCCUCCACAGUCUCUGCCCUUCGUCCCCUUUGCCUUGGUGACUGUGAUCUUUCUCCACAUUAUAGUAGCUGUGGUUUAUCACACCAAGAGAAACAAAGAUCCUGCCAGAGGUCACUACAGCACUGCUGAUGGAGGUGGAGUGGUCAGUCUGGAGUAG
This is a messenger RNA of Colossoma macropomum (tambaqui), 843 nucleotides long. RefSeq lists its product as uncharacterized. Lineage: Eukaryota; Metazoa; Chordata; Actinopteri; Characiformes; Serrasalmidae. Gene Ontology annotation, biological process: T cell costimulation; immune response; negative regulation of T cell proliferation. The transcript has 6 exons. The record is from RefSeq and is a predicted model, not a curated record. Gene Ontology annotation, cellular component: external side of plasma membrane. Bases 1 to 843 code for a protein of 280 amino acids.